AACCACUUCGUUCGUAGAUCAAUAACUGACAUCUUCUAGCAGAUAUAUACAUAAAGCAAACAUACUGCAUUGAGUGUGUCAGGAAGCAGCUUGCUCAAGAAGACCGGACCACACUGAACUCUGCCAUGCUUACAGAAAAUGUACUGGCACCUCUCAUUCAACGUCCUGGACUACUUGCAGCACAUGAUGUAUCAUGGCGAUGCUGAAGAAGAAAGCAUCACAGCAGGCUGUGCAUAGCGGCGCUCUGGUCGUCCUAGUAUUUUAUACUGUAUUCUCUCCUGCCAGUUGCGCUGUUUUAAAAACGGAUCAUGUGUUUUUUUUCCUUUCUCACCAAAAUGAAACUGCCCUGAAUUCAGAGAUUUAGUUCUGGAAAAAAUUAGAUCCUUUGAAUAAUUACUUAGGAUAUAUUUAUUUUAAAUAGACUAUGCCGUUUUUAUCUCUAAUUUGGCCUCGGACUGAAGAUACCGCUAUUUUUUACUACAAUUUUAGGCGAUGAUAUAGCAAGGAUAAUCUAAUAUACGAUUAGAAAAUAACGUCCAUCUCUUCUCUGAAGUGAGGAGGGAAAUGCCAGUCUUGCAUUAACGAGCACUUUGAAAUUUCUUCUAUAAGGAUGUUACCAAAGUUCUGCGGCAGAGGAACCUUUGUUAUUGCCCUCAUAUGGUCUUUAACCUGCGUGUUUUUAUUUUGUGAAUUUCUGAUUUACUAUUCGGCUAUAUUUCAAUGUGUUUGGCCCGACACAGUGCCACAGUCUAACAAGGGAAGAGAGAGUUCAGCUCCGGUUCUCAGAGCUCUUUUUUUAGCCGACACUCAUCUCCUCGGUGCCAUCAGGGGACACUGGUUUGAUAAACUCCGACGGGAAUGGCAGAUGGAAAGAGCAUUCCAGACCGCCAUGUGGCUCCUGCGGCCGGAGAUAGUUUUUAUUCUUGGAGAUGUCUUUGAUGAAGGAAAAUGGAGUUCACCAAAGAAUUGGGAAGAUGAUGUGAGACGCUUUCGUCAGAUGUUCAGACAUCCAAACGAUACCGAGCUGGUCGUACUCGUUGGCAACCAUGAUAUCGGCUUUCAUUAUGAAAUGAAUUUGUUCAAGUUGCAGAGGUUUGAGAAAGUCUUCAACGUCACCUCUGCAAGAGUUGUGACAAAGAAAGGUGUCAAUUUUGUCUUGGUGAACAGUGUAGCCCUUCAUGGAGAUGGUUGCUAUAUUUGCCAGAUGGUGGAGAAGGAACUCAUUAAAAUCUCUCAUGCACUUAACUGCUCUAUACAGUCAAAUCCGAUGAACGAACGUUGCCUUGGUUUGGAAAACUUUCCUUCAACACGUCCCAUUCUUCUUCAGCAAUGGGACCUAUUAUCCCCACAGCUCAGGAGAACUGACGGUCAAUGGACAUCCUCUGAUCCCACUAUCAAGCCAGUCGCCUCUUUUACACCCAGGAACUCGAGAGCAUAUCAUUAUCCCCUUUAUCGAGUGAGUGAUGCUGAAUGUACUGGCGAAGAUGCAGCUGCUCCUGAGGAGAAGAACCUGGUGUUCAAAGAGCAGUAUGAUGUGCUUUCCCAGGAGGCUUCACGAAAGUUGCUGUGGUGGUUUCGUCCCAGGUUGAUACUGAGUGGCCACACCCACAGUGCCUGUGAAGUGCUCCACAGAGAAACGUUUCUCGAGGUCAGCGUCCCGUCGUUUAGUUGGAGGAAUCGCAACAACCCCAGCUUCAUUCUGGGCAGCAUAUCGUCGUUAAACUUCACCCUCUCCAAGUGUUUUCUGCCACGAGAGAGCACUGUCAUUUCCAUCUACUGCUUUGCUAGCGCUCUGUUGAUCAUCUUGACGUUAUUUUACUUCCAGCUCUUGAAAGGAAUGCUUCACUGUGUAAGUUGCCUGGUUAGCAAGCACAAGUCUCUGUGAUUCACAACUUGAUCCUCAAAAACAGACCACAAUUGUGUGGCUUGUAUCAAAAGCACAAACCUUUGAAAUUAAAUUAAAAUAUUAUGUGUUUUAAUGGUACUGUUGCACAAAUGUAAAAAAUAAAAUGUUAAGAACAAAUUCUUCUUCCUGUUGUACCUUACUGUGUGUUAGCACUUCUCUCAUACCCCAUUAACAGCUACAUGUCAUGUUUAAGAAAAACGUAACAUAAUAUUACUGUCGCAUACUACUAGAUAUGGACUAAUUGGAUUGUGGGAACCUCAAUGUGCACAAAAUUACAAUAAUAAUGAAUAAUCCAAGUACCAUUAAAAUUAAGCGGUUGAAGUAAUGUAGGCUAACACUUAUCCGGGUUUCUGUUAUUGCAACUGUAAUUUUAAACAUUGUACAAAUUGUACAGGUUAUCUUGGACACAUGAAAAUGAUAUACUCACAGACAUAUAACACCUAUGUAUAAAAUAUAAAGCAGUGUAAUAGUUACUAAAAAGGACAGGCCUUAUUGCUAAAGCAAUUUUUGCUUUUCUUUCUUCUUUAAAAUCGCACUGUACCACAACUUGUUCUGAGAAACUUAAUUUGCAUAAAUUAUUCAAGUCUGAGAAAUAGUCACAUAUCUCAAUUCUACAUUUAAAAUAAAACAAACUUUUCUAAUGUGACUCUUUAUUAAAAGAGAAAUAAAAGUAUAAUUUUGUAAUUCUCUUAGGUCAGACACAAGGGUUUACACCUUAUUUUUUUUCUCUUACUAUUUACUUGCACAAUAAAAGCUGCCUACUUAAUGGUGCUCACAUUCACAAUAUGCCUAUGCAAUUGUGAAGGUCUAUGAAUGACCAAAGAAUUACCAAACUCUGUGUGUGUGUGUGUGUGUGUGUGUGUGUGUGUGUGUGUAUAUAUAUAUAUGCAUGCCUUG
Polyodon spathula (Mississippi paddlefish) is the source of this 2803-nucleotide messenger RNA. RefSeq names its product metallophosphoesterase 1 (gene mppe1). Gene Ontology annotation, cellular component: endoplasmic reticulum-Golgi intermediate compartment. Bases 611 to 1885 code for a protein of 424 amino acids. Gene Ontology annotation, biological process: endoplasmic reticulum to Golgi vesicle-mediated transport; GPI anchor biosynthetic process. The transcript is spliced from 10 exons. NCBI's taxonomy places the organism in Eukaryota, Metazoa, Chordata, Actinopteri, Acipenseriformes, Polyodontidae. The record is from RefSeq and is a predicted model, not a curated record. Gene Ontology annotation, molecular function: phosphoric diester hydrolase activity.